This is a messenger RNA of Prinia subflava (tawny-flanked prinia), 1386 nucleotides long. RefSeq names its product high mobility group nucleosomal binding domain 2 (gene HMGN2). The transcript is spliced from 6 exons. The record is from RefSeq and is a predicted model, not a curated record. Lineage: Eukaryota; Metazoa; Chordata; Aves; Passeriformes; Cisticolidae. Gene Ontology annotation, biological process: chromatin organization. Gene Ontology annotation, molecular function: nucleosomal DNA binding. Gene Ontology annotation, cellular component: nucleus; chromatin. The coding region runs from base 294 to 566 and encodes 90 amino acids.
AUGGGCGCGCGGGGCGGCGGGGAUCCGGCUGGAACCGGUUGGGCCGCGUCCGGCUCUAUAUAAAACUUUAUAAACACCCGAUUCCAAUUAGAGGGGUCGGGAGCAGCGCAGCCCGCCGGGUGCAGCCCCGCACCGCUCCCCGCACCGCGCCCGCAGCCCCCCGCGCCCAGCGCGCCCGGCGCCCACACCCCCGCCUCCCUCCGCCCGCUCCCUCCGCCCCCUCACGCCGCGCAGCGCGCUCCGCUCUCCUCACACACAUAUACACACACACACGCUCACACACACACGGAGCCAUGCCGAAGAGAAAGGCUGAAGGAGAGACCAAGGGCGAUAAGGCCAAAGUUAAGGAUGAGCCGCAGCGGAGAUCAGCGAGGUUAUCUGCUAAGCCUGCUCCUCCAAAGCCAGAGCCCAAACCUAAAAAAGCAGCUCCAAAGAAGAGCGAGAAGGUGCCCAAGGGGAAGAAGGGAAAAGCUGAUGCUGGCAAGGAGGGAAACAACCCUGCAGAAAAUGGAGAUGCCAAAACAGACCAGGCACAGAAAGCUGAAGGUGCUGGUGAAGCCAAGUAAAACGUGUGAAUUUUUGAUAACUGUGUACUUCUGGUGACUGUACAGUUUGAAAUACUAUUUUUUAUCAAGUUUUAUAACAAUGCAGAAUUUUGGUUUACUUUUUUUUAAGCUAUGUUGUUAGCACACAGACCGCUUUGUUGUUGUGUUCUGGGGGGGUGGGGGGCAAUGGGGACAAAUGUCAUUUAGUCUAUUUCUCAAAACCUAAAUUUUAAUAAGAAAAGCUUUUGCCAGUCCCCAGUGUUUGGAAGAAGGGAUUCCCCCGUGCUGCGUGUCAGGUGUGUCCAAGGGAACAUCAGAGCUCCCGGGAUGCUGUUGCUCACUCCACAUCCCAGUGCCAUCAGUUCUCCUCUGGGGUCUCCUUGUUUGCCCAGAGCCCUCACUCCAAAGCUCAGCAGAACUGACAUUUGGGGAUGUCCCACACUCAGUCCCCUGUCAGGUGCCCUGGAUUUCUGGUGUCCAGUCUGGGAUACGCUGGCUCAAACAGGAGCUGCACUUCCUCUUUUCUAUUGUGGAUCCUCAGAUACAGAAACCUGCUUUUAACUUUCCUCUCAAAGUCAGGGUGGGUUUGUGCAGAGUUGUCAGACAACGCGCGGAUGUUUCACAUUGUCCACCCUCACUCUAAACUUUGCCCUCUACAAGUAUGAGCUGAAGAUUCUUACGGUUUUUAGCAACUUCUCCAUUUCAGUAGUCCACAAAGGGAGGGGAGUUUGACAGUUGUUGUAAAAUGUUGCAGAUUGUAGCCCAUGUCCUGCCUAAAUUACCAUGAUUGUUCAUGAAAAGUACCUUUAAUAAAGCUGGAUACGGUUUGGCUUGGACUGUU